Messenger RNA from Heterostelium album PN500, 660 nucleotides. RefSeq names its product OB fold-containing protein. The transcript has 4 exons. Gene Ontology annotation, cellular component: SOSS complex. Lineage: Eukaryota; Evosea; Eumycetozoa; Acytosteliales; Acytosteliaceae. The record is from RefSeq and is a predicted model, not a curated record. Gene Ontology annotation, molecular function: DNA binding. Bases 1 to 660 code for a protein of 219 amino acids. Gene Ontology annotation, biological process: mitotic cell cycle checkpoint signaling; response to ionizing radiation; double-strand break repair via homologous recombination.
AUGAGUUUUAAUCAAAGUGGAAAUAAUGUAACUAAUCAAAUACUACCUCAACAACAACAACCACCUCAAUCACAGCAGCAGCAGCAACCACAGCAACAACCUACUACAGGUCAGCAACAACUGCAGCAAUCACAACAAGGUUCGACAGUAUACACAAAGAUACUAGAUAUCAAACCUUAUGCAAAGAAUAUAAAUACUAUUUUUAUUGUUUUAGAGAAAAUGCCACCUAUAAAAAAGAAAGAUUUACUUUUAUAUCAGGUAUUGGUUGCUGAUGGCUCUGCUAGCAUCAAUAUGACAUUGUUUGAUGUCUAUGGUGAACAGGUUCAACCCGGUGAUAUUCUGAGAUUACGAGGUGGAUAUGCAUCGAUUUUUCAUGAAUCAUUAUUUUUAUAUGUUGGAAAGAGUGGAGUUAUUGAAAGAAUCGGAGAAUUUACAUUUACUUUUGUUGAAAAUCCAAAUUUGAGUGCGAAUCCAAUCGCUAAAGAUGACCCCAACAUUAAAAAUGUGCUCUCAAAACAAGGACAAAUACCAACGAUGCCAGGAAAGAUGAAACCAAUGGCCAAUCAACAGCAACAACAACAACAACAGCCAUCGAACAACCCAACACCUCCACACCAACCAAAGCAAAUAUUGUUAUUAAACCAUGCGAUAGGCGAUUAA